UUAUGUUUGAAGGAACUAGAUUGUAAUACAUUGUCCCUGGAUAUACGGGUCAUAUUCCAAAAAGCUUUUUUGAAUAAUAAGUUGGAUACUAUUAAGAAGAAAAACCAUAAAAUCACAUACCAGGUAAUGAGUUAUUAUUAUUCUUAUAUUAGGUUAUGCUGGAGAAAUCAAAUCAAUGAAAGCUGAAAAUUUAUUUGCUCAAACUUACGGCAAAAUUACUUACUAAAUUUAGCAUGAUGACUAUUACAAAGGUUAAGAUGUGCCACCUGAGUUAAGAUAUAAAUCUCAACUUUAAGAAACAUAUCAAAAUUAGAAUAAUGUUUAAUUGAGAACAGCAGCAGAAAUUGUAGGUGUAAAACCUAAACCAAUCGAAUAUAAAAUUGUAAUAUUCUUUUAUAACACCUAAUUAGCCUUAAACUGAAAAUGCAAAGACCUUUUUCAAAGUAGACUAAUAAGGAAAUCCAAAAUUAAAAGAAUCGUUAUAAAAUUGGAAAAAUGAAUAUGAAUAAAAUUCAGAAACUAUAGAUCAAGCAACACACAAAUUUUAUGGUGAUCCUGGAUAAUAAGUGCCUAGUAAAAUCAUGAAAAUAUUCUAGUUUAACUUGGAACACCUCUACCAGGAUAUACUGGUAUGUAAAAAAGAGUUGUGGCAGCUAAUAUUUUUGGCUAAACUUUUGCUAAUGCUCGUAAAACUGCAUUACAGGAUGAUGCAAAAAUUAAAGAUGAAAAAAUGAAUACAUUUAAGUAAUAGGCUUCAUUCAUACCAGCAUUAAAAAGAUGAUUAGCAUUAUUUUAUUGAUUGAAC
Molecule: messenger RNA, 805 nt
Organism: Paramecium sonneborni
Lineage: Eukaryota; Ciliophora; Oligohymenophorea; Peniculida; Parameciidae
Source: the annotation of a GenBank genome assembly